Molecule: messenger RNA, 13371 nt
Organism: Acanthopagrus latus (yellowfin seabream)
Lineage: Eukaryota; Metazoa; Chordata; Actinopteri; Spariformes; Sparidae
Product: receptor-type tyrosine-protein phosphatase beta-like
Exons: 56
Coding region: 188-11929 (3913 amino acids)
Biological process (GO): protein dephosphorylation
Molecular function (GO): protein binding; protein tyrosine phosphatase activity
Source: RefSeq, a predicted model, not a curated record
GCUGAUUCUCAAGCGGAGAUGCCUUCUCACAACUCUGAGCCUCAGCGUUAAUCUGACACGUACCCGGAAAUCUAUUUGCAACAAAUAACUCCUUCUUUGAAGGCCAGUGGACAGACAGAGAGAAGUUUGGACAUGAGAGAUCUCCGCUGGUAGAAAAGCGUCCUGAGUGUUUCCCCUCCCCGGCAUCAUGAAGCCACUGCUGCGCUUCAGCGUCUCCCUGCUGGUCCUCGGCGCUCUGCUCAAGAUCUGCCGAGCACAAUGCAGCGUCAGUGAAUGCUCCAACCCUAAUCCAGGAAACUUAAGUGUUACAACAAGGACAGUCACACUUGUACCAGGAUCAGACUGCUCCCUAUCCACUGGCAACAUCACUUCAAAAGAUUCGAUAAAUAAUCUGACUCCUGGAGCAGUCUAUCCGAUCUUCUUUGCUUGUUUUAACUGCUGUAAAGCAGUCACCACGAAGCCUGAAGCUGUUGGGAGUCUUGCCGUUGCUAAUGUCACAACAUCCUCUGUGUUUCUGAACUGGGCUGAACCAAAUGGAACUAGGUCCUUCUAUAAAGUGCAAGUGACCAAUGAAAGCCUCAUUGCACCUGCACGUGACACAUCCAUAAACAUCACUGGCCUGACUGCUGGUGUCCGGUAUCAAAUAAGUGUCACUGCAGUGGCAGAUGAUAAUCAAACAGAAGGAGAAAAAUCCACCGUUUCAACGUACACAAAGCCUGAAGCUGUCAGGAAUCUCACUGUAACCGAGAUCACAACAUCCUCUAUAUCUCUAAACUGGACUGAACCAGGAGGAAACAGAUCCUUCUAUAGAGUACAGUGGACUAAUGGAACAGCUAACUGGGAUAAAAAUGUCACUGACACUAAUAUUACUGUGACUGGGCUGACUGCUGGAGUGCAGUACAGGUUUACUGUCAUAGCAGUGGCUGGAGAGAACACAACACAAAGUGAUAUGGCUCAGACUUCUCACUAUACAAGACCUAAUACAAUUGAGGUACCCACUGUAUCCACAACCACCUCCUCCAUCUCUCUGACCUGGAGAAAACCUCCUGGUGAGGUGUUCAAGUACAAGGUGGAGUGGAAUAAUGGAGGAUCACAGAUGGUCAAAUACACAAAUGAUACCUCUGCUGAUUUAUCCUCCCUGAUCCCGGGUACUAUCUACACAAUCACAGUCACUGCUGUUGCUGGAGACAAUCAGACAAAAGGAGACGGUCGAACGUUAACUUCAGUCACAAAGCCUGAAGCUGUCAGGAAUCUCACUGUAACCGAGAUCACAACAUCCUCGAUAUCUCUAAACUGGACGGAACCAGGAGGAAAUAGAUCCUUCUAUAGAGUACAGUGGACUAAUGGAACAGCUAACUGGGAUAAAAAUGUCACUGACACUAAUAUUACUGUGACUGGGCUGACUGCUGGAGUGCAGUACAGGUUUACUGUCAUAGCAGUGGCUGGAGAGAACACAACACAAAGUGACAUGGCUCAGACUUCUCACUAUACAAGACCUAAUACAAUUGAGGUACCCACUGUAUCCACAACCACCUCCUCCAUCUCUCUGACCUGGAGAAAACCUCCUGGUGAGGUGUUCAAGUACAAGGUGGAGUGGAAUAAUGGAGGAUCACAGAUGGUCAAAUACACAAAUGAUACCUCUGCUGAUUUAUCCUCCCUGAUCCCGGGUACUAUCUACACAAUCACAGUCACUGCUGUUGCUGGAGACAAUCAGACAAAAGGAGACGGUCGAACGUUAACUUCAGUCACAAAGCCUCAAGCUGUCAGGAAUCUGAGUAUCACUGAUAUCACCACAUCCUCUAUAUCUCUGAUGUGGACUGAACCAGAGGGAAAUAGAUCCUUCUACAGAGUAAAGUGGACUGAUGGAAAAGUCAGUGGCGCUAAAAAUGUGACUCAAACACAGAUAAACAUUACUAACCUGACUGCUGGUGUCCAGUAUAACAUAACUGUUACUGCUGUGGCAGAUGAUGAGCGUACUGAAGGACAGAGUGAAGCUGUUACUCGAUACACAAGACCUGAAGUAGUCACAAACCUCACAGUUGCCAAAUUCACCACAUCCUCUAUAUCUCUGAUGUGGACUGAACCAGGAGGAAACAGAUCCUUCUAUAGAGUACAGUGGACUAAUGGAACAGCUAACUGGGAUAAAGAUGUCACUGACACUAAUAUUACUGUGACUGGGCUGACUGCUGGAGUGCAGUUCAGGUUUACUGUCAUAGCAGUGGCUGGAGAGAACACAACACAAAGUGAAAUGGCUCAGAUUUCUCACUAUACAAAGCCUGAAGCUGUCAGGAAUCUCACUGUAACCGAGAUCACAACAUCCUCGAUAUCUCUAAACUGGACUGAACCAGGAGGAAAUAGAUCCUUCUAUAGAGUACAGUGGACUAAUGAAACAGCUAACUGGGAUAGAAAUGUCACUGACACUAAUAUUACUGUGACUGGGCUGACUGCUGGAGUGCAGUACAGGUUUACUGUCAUAGCAGUGGCUGGAGAGAACACAACACAAAGUGACAUGGCUCAGACUUCUCACUAUACAAGACCUAAUACAAUUGAGGUACCCACUCUAUCCACAACCACCUCCUCCAUCUCUCUGACCUGGAGAAAACCUCCUGGUGAGGUGUUCAAGUACAAGGUGGAGUGGAAUAAUGGAGGAUCACAGAUGGUCAAAUACACAAAUGAUACCUCUGCUGAUUUAUCCUCCCUGAUCCCGGGUACUAUCUACACAAUCACAGUCACUGCUGUUGCUGGAGACAAUCAGACAAAAGGAGACGGUCGAACAUUAACUUCAGUCACAAAACCUCAAGCUGUCAGGAAUCUGAGUAUCACUGAUAUCACCACAUCCUCUAUAUCUCUGAUGUGGACUGAACCAGAGGGAAAUAGAUCCUUCUACAGAGUAAAGUGGACUGAUGGAAAAGUCAGUGGCGCUAAAAAUGUGACUCAAACACAGAUAAACAUUACUAACCUGACUGCUGGUGUCCAGUAUAACAUAACUGUUACUGCUGUGGCAGAUGAUGAGCGUACUGAAGGACAGAGUGAAGCUGUUACUCAAUACACAAGACCUGAAGUAGUCACAAACCUCACAGUUGCCAAAUUCACCACAUCCUCUAUAUCUCUGAUGUGGACUGAACCAGAGGGAAACAGAUCCUUCUAUAGAGUACAGUGGACUAUUGGAACAGCUAACUGGGAUAAAAAUGUCACUGACACUAAUAUUACUGUGACUGGGCUGACUGCUGGAGUGCAGUACAGGUUUACUGUCAUAGCAGUGGCUGGAGAGAACACAAUACAAAGUGAAAUGGCUCAGACUUCUCACUAUACAAAGCCUGAAGCUGUCAGGAUUCUCACUGUAACCGAGAUCACAACAUCCUCGAUAUCUCUAAACUGGACUGAACCAGGAGGAAAUAGAUCCUUCUAUAGAGUACAGUGGACUAAUGAAACAGCUAACUGGGAUAAAAAUGUCACUGACACUAAUAUUACUGUGACUGGGCUGACUGCUGGAGUGCAGUACAGGUUUACUGUCAUAGCAGUGGCUGGAGAGAACACAACACAAAGUGACAUGGCUCAGACUUCUCACUAUACAAGACCUAAUACAAUUGAGGUACCCACUGUAUCCACAACCACCUCCUCCAUCUCUCUGACCUGGAGAAAACCUCCUGGUGAGGUGUUCAAGUACAAGGUGGAGUGGAAUAAUGGAGGAUCACAGAUGGUCAAAUACACAAAUGAUACCUCUGCUGAUUUAUCCUCCCUGAUCCCGGGUACUAUCUACACAAUCACAGUCACUGCUGUUGCUGGAGACAAUCAGACAAAAGGAGAUGGUCGAACAUUAACUUCAGUCACAAAGCCUGAAGCUGUCAGGAAUCUGAGUAUCACUGAUAUCACCACAUCCUCUAUAUCUCUGAUGUGGACUGAACCAGAGGGAAAUAGAUCCUUCUACAGAGUAAAGUGGACUGAUGGAAAAGUCAGUGGCGCUAAAAAUGUGACUCAAACACAGAUAAACAUUACUAACCUGACUGCUGGUGUCCAGUAUAACAUAACUGUUACUGCAGUGGCAGAUGAUGAGUGUACUGAAGGACAGAGUGAAGCUGUUACUCGAUACUCAAGACCUGAAGUAGUCACAAACCUCACAGUUGCCAAAUUCACCACAUCCUCUAUAUCUCUGAUGUGGAUUAAACCAGAGGGAAAUAGCUCCUUCUAUAGAGUGAGCUGGACUGAUGGAAAAGUCAGUGGCGCCAAAAAUGUGACUCCAACACAGACAACCAUUACUAACCUGACUGCUGGUGUCCAGUAUAACAUAACUGUUACUGCAGUGGCAGAUGAUGAGCGUACUGAAGGACAGAGUGAAGCUGUUACUCAAUACACAAGACCUGAAGUAGUCACAAACCUCACAGUUGCCAAAUUCACCACAUCCUCUAUAUCUCUGAUGUGGAUUAAACCAGAGGGAAAUAGCUCCUUCUAUAGAGUGAGCUGGACUGAUGGAAAAGUCAGUGGCACCAAAAAUGUGACUCCAACACAGACAACCAUUACUAACCUGACUGCUGGUGUCCAGUAUAACAUAACUGUUACUGCAGUGGCAGAUGAUGAGCGUACUGAAGGACAGAGUGAAGCUGUUACUCAAUACACAAGACCAGAAGUAGUCACAAACCUCACAGUUGCCAAAUUCACCACAUCCUCUAUAUCUCUGAUGUGGAUUAAACCAGAGGGAAAUAGCUCCUUCUAUAGAGUGAGCUGGACUGAUGGAAAAGUCAGUGGCACCAAAAAUGUGACUCCAACACAGACAACCAUUACUAACCUGACUGCUGGUGUCCAGUAUAACAUAACUGUUACUGCAGUGGCAGAUGAUGAGCGUACUGAAGGACAGAGUGAAGCUGUUACUCAUUACACAAGACCUGAAGUAGUCACAAACCUCACAGUUGCCAAAUUCACCACAUCCUCUAUAUCUCUGAUGUGGAUUAAACCAGAGGGAAAUAGCUCCUUCUAUAGAGUGAGCUGGACUGAUGGAAAAGUCAGUGGCACCAAAAAUGUGACUCCAACACAGACAACCAUUACUAACCUGACUGCUGGUGUCCAGUAUAACAUAACUGUUAAUGCAGUGGCAGAUGAUGAGCGUACUGAAGGACAGAGUGAAGCUGUUACUCAUUACACAAGACCUGAAGUAGUCACAAACCUCACAGUUGCCAAAUUCACCACAUCCUCUAUAUCUCUGAUGUGGAUUAAACCAGAGGGAAAUAGCUCCUUCUAUAGAGUGAGCUGGACUGAUGGAAAAGUCAGUGGCACCAAAAAUGUGACUCCAACACAGACAACCAUUACUAACCUGACUGCUGGUGUCCAGUAUAACAUAACUGUUACUGCAGUGGCAGAUGAUGAGCGUACUGAAGGACAGAGUGAAGCUGUUACUCAAUACACAAGACCUGAAGUAGUCACAAACCUCACAGUUGCCAAAUUCACCACAUCCUCUAUAUCUCUGAUGUGGAUUAAACCAGAGGGAAAUAGUUCCUUCUAUAGAGUGAGCUGGACUGAUGGAAAAGUCAGUGGCACCAAAAAUGUGACUCCAACACAGACAACCAUUACUAACCUGACUGCUGGUGUCCAGUAUAACAUAACUGUUACUGCAGUGGCAGAUGAUGAGCGUACUGAAGGACAGAGUGAAGCUGUUACUCAAUACACAAGACCUGAAGUAGUCACAAACCUCACAGUUGCCAAAUUCACCACAUCCUCUAUAUCUCUGAUGUGGAUUAAACCAGAGGGAAAUAGCUCCUUCUAUAGAGUGAGCUGGACUGAUGGAAAAGUCAGUGGCACCAAAAAUGUGACUCCAACACAGACAACCAUUACUAACCUGACUGCUGGUGUCCAGUAUAACAUAACUGUUACUGCAGUGGCAGAUGAUGAGCGUACUGAAGGACAGAGUGAAGCUGUUACUCAAUACACAAGACCUGAAGUAGUCACAAACCUCACAGUUGCCAAAUUCACCACAUCCUCUAUAUCUCUGAUGUGGAUUAAACCAGAGGGAAAUAGCUCCUUCUAUAGAGUGAGCUGGACUGAUGGAAAAGUCAGUGGCACCAAAAAUGUGACUCCAACACAGACAACCAUUACUAACCUGACUGCUGGUGUCCAGUAUAACAUAACUGUUAAUGCAGUGGCAGAUGAUGAGCGUACUGAAGGACAGAGUGAAGCUGUUACUCAUUACACAAGACCUGAAGUAGUCACAAACCUCACAGUUGCCAAAUUCACCACAUCCUCUAUAUCUCUGAUGUGGAUUAAACCAGAGGGAAAUAGCUCCUUCUAUAGAGUGAGCUGGACUGAUGGAAAAGUCAGUGGCACCAAAAAUGUGACUCCAACACAGACAACCAUUACUAACCUGACUGCUGGUGUCCAGUAUAACAUAACUGUUACUGCAGUGGCAGAUGAUGAGCGUACUGAAGGACAGAGUGAAGCUGUUACUCAUUACACAAGACCUGAAGUAGUCACAAACCUCAACGUCACUGAAAUCACAACAUCCUCUAUAUCUCUGAUGUGGAUUAAACCAGAGGGAAAUAGCUCCUUCUAUAGAGUGAGCUGGACUGAUGGAAAAGUCAGUGGCGCCAAAAAUGUGACUCCAACACAGACAACCAUUACUAACCUGACUGCUGGUGUCCAGUAUAACAUAACUGUUACUGCAGUGGCAGAUGAUAAGCGUACUGAAGGACAGAGUAACUUCAUAACUCGGUACACAAGACCUAAUAGAAUUGAGGUACUCACUGUAUCCAGAACCACCACCUCCAUCUCUCUGAGCUGGAGAAAACCUCCUGGUGAUGUGUUCAAGUACAAGGUGGAGUGGAAUAAUGGAGGAUCACAGAUGGUCAAUUUCAUACAAAAUAACUCUACAUUGCUAUCGGACCUGAUACCUGGUACCAGAUACACAAUCACGAUCACUGCUGUUGCUGGAGACAAUACAACAGGAGAACCUCAAAUAUUCACUGAAGUGACAAAACCUGCUCUGGUCGGGAAUUUCAGCAUCACUGACGUCACAACAUCAUCUGUGUCUCUGCACUGGGAUGUACCAGUGGGCAAUGCAACCUCGUACAGAGUCCGGUGGACCUUAGGAGAAGACACCUCCAACAGCAGCACCAGUGACACCUCCUUUAUCAUCAAUAAUUUGAUACCUGGAUCUUGGUACAACAUUACAGUGUCUGCUGUUGCUAUCGAUCCCACGAAUGAAGGAGAAACCAUCUCAAAAACCACCUUCACAGUGCCUGUGAUGCCUGAAGACAUUAGCAUCACAGCACGUGGAACGAACACCCUGACCUUCAGGUGGACUUUGCCUAAAGGGGGAUUUGAACGCUACGUGGUGAACAUCUCAAACCGAGACCUGAACUUCGUAAACAGCAGUACAACCACCAACAACACAACCAACUUUGCAGGAUUGCUUCCUGGGAGAUUGUUUUUUGUCACAGUGACCGCUGUGGCUGGAAACUUCCGUAACACGUCUGCACAGUUUCCAGCUGCCACUGUUCCCACACCCCCUCGUUUCUUCACCAUCAGUCACCCGACAAACUCUUCGCUCCGCCUGCAGUGGCAGACUCCUUAUAUGAUGGACGGUGCUCCAGACAUCAUCUACAACAUCACCUACCAGCCGACAUCCGGCAGUGCACAAAAUACAAACUCCACAUCCAAUAACACAGAGCUUACCAUGCUUUCCUCUGGAACAUCUUACAAUGUAACUGUAUCGACCAUCGGACCCCAAAAUCAAAUGAGCUCAAUUGUUCAUAACUCUUCUUACACUUUGCCCAACCCUGUGUUGAACCUUGUAGCCAGCCCUGAGUCCAUUAACUCAAUAAAAGUGCAGUGGUCUGACCCGCAGGGAGUCCAGCAGUAUUACACAUACAUGGUUGUAGCCUACAAUGCUACGGAACAGUAUAAAACCACCUUUAACAACUAUACUGUGGGAAACCUUGAGCCAGGAACUCGAUAUGAUAUCAAUGUGACGACGAUAGCAGCACCAGGAAUUAAAUCCACGGUGGAGCAGACAUUCAGUUACACAAUGCCCAAAGCGGUGACCAACCUCAAAGUGGUGGACGUGAACACAACGGCCAUCCAGCUGAAGUGGUCCAGACAAAAUGAUCACAAGCCCUCCUACUCCUACAGGGUGGAAGCGCUCCACAACAACAUAGUGGUCCAGAAUGCUUCAACUGAGACUGAGACUUACACCUUCUCCAACCUGACCCCUGGAGAAUAUUAUACUUUUAAAGUGAUUACGGUUGUGGAAAGGGUCGAGUCCACGGUGGCAACCGCACAGAGUUUCACACAACCAGCAGCGGUUUCUGACAUCACAGCCUCAGGAACCACAACCACCCUGAGAGUGAGCUGGACACGGGCAGUCGGGCAUGUGGACUUCUACACUGUCAACCUGUACAGAGACAGCCAGUUGGUGCAAAACCGCAGUAAUCUGUCAAAUAAUGUUCUCAACACGCCGUUUGAAAACCUGGCACCAGGAGUGAUUUACCUUGCGGAGGUGGUCACCCACAGUGGAAACUUUGAGAACAAGAACACAGUGUACAAUGCAACCUUUCCCAACCCUCCUGGCACCAUCACGGUGAAGUCUCAGACUGUGAGCUCCAUCACCUUUACCUGGCCUCUUCCUCUGGACAUGAACCAUCGUCAGUACAACUUCAGCGUGUCCCACGUUCAAGGCUCCUAUCUGACUGAGAACAACUCCUUCCUGCUCAACAAUCUCCAGUCUGGAAGUCCCUACAAUCUCACUGUUGUCACUGUUGGUGUGAUUGGGUAUGAGAGCACCGCAGUGAUGACGAAGAAUUAUACCAGACCGUAUCCUGUAACCAGGCUGACACAGUCAGGAAUCACCACAGAUGCAGUGACCUUGGUGUGGAUGCAGCCGCAGAGCAAACCUGACUACACAUAUAUUGUGCAGUUCUACAACGGCACAUUUGUUAGAUCUUUAACUGUCCCCAACACCACAACCACAGUCUCUCAACUUCUUUCUGGGAGCAACUACAGCUUCACUGUCAUCACACUGGCAGCAGAUGGCACUCCGUCAGAUCCCAGGACAGUUUCCUACUUCACACGGCCCUUCAGUGUUACAGGGCUGACAGCUGUAACCUUAAACACAACGGCUGUACGUCUGUCUUGGAAUAAACCACCGCAGUACAAGCCGGACUACACUUACCAGGUUAAUACCACAGGCUGUGGCUCCAAGAAUGAAAACCAGUCUAGAGAAGGCGCAGAUAUCUCGGCGCUCACCCCGGGGACGAACUGCACCUUCUGUGUUUUUGUGCGGGCAGCCGACGGCACCGAAGGGGAAGCGAGCUGCAUCUCUCAGUACACCAAACCUGAGACGGUGCAACCCAGCGUCUCCAGCCAGGGCGCCAACAGUUCGAUACAGGUGUCAUGGACCAAACCGCCUGGCAGAGUGGAGCUUUAUAAGGUCCGUCUAAACAGCACGUUUUCCAAGGAGCAAGACCUGAGCUCUUCCAACACCUCCUUCCUGUUUGAGAACCUGCCUGCUGGACAGCUUUACAGUGUCACAGUGUUCACAGUUAGUGGACCCUUCAGUGAAUCAUCUGGAUUUGUCACUAAUGCAACAUUCCCCAAUCCUCCCGGGCCGAUCACGGUCCUGAUGAAGACGACCAGCUCCAUUGAAUUUGGGUGGCAGGAAGCUCCUCUGAUGACGGGUGCACGAUAUCUCUACCGGUGCAUUAUUCCAUCCCAGAGUGGAGUAGACAUCCCCAGCAAACGCACCAGUCAUAAUUUCACCUCCCUGCUGUCUGGGACUCCCUACAACAUCUCUGUGUUCACAGUGGGCCCCAUGGGCUUUGAGAGUGACAAGGUUCAGAUCCAUGAGGUCACCACAAGGCCGUUCGCUGUGAUGAAGCUCAGUACUUCAACAGAAGAGAACAGCAUCAUGGUCAUAUGGGAUAAACCUGACCAAUACAAGGACAGCUAUCGCUUCAAUGUGACCUGGCAAAAGUCAGACGUGCACAGUGUUGUAGUUAAGGAAACUCAAUAUAAAAUCCCUGAUCUGGUUCCUGGCAGCUCCUACAACAUAAGAGUCACCACUGAGACCUCCGAUGGAACAGAGGGCGAGCCGACGCUGGUCUCCAGCUGCACAAAUGCAAGUCCAGUGACAAACUUAAGAUGCGAAGCUCCAAACACACGAUUUGCACAAAUCAAACUGUCCUGGAACAAACCCAAGGGAGAAUCCUCUGGCUUCCAGGUCACUGUUGACAACCGGAUCAUCAAUGCGACGAGCAGCUGCUGUGAACAAACUGUGUCCAAUCUCAGUCACUAUACUAAUUACACUCUGACCGUGAAGACUCUGAGCUGUGGGCUGCCGAGCACACCUACAAAAGAGACCUGCAGGACAGGCAUCACAAAUCCACCCAUUCCACCUGGAUCUGACAACCUGGUGGUGGUGAAAGAAAGGCUACACAACAAGUUCACCAUUCAGAUUGAGCCUCAGCUGCUGGCAAACACCAGCGGGCCAAUCACUCAUGUCGGGGUGCUGGUGACAGAAAAAAUCCCCGAUAACACUUCUGAUUUGACGAAGUAUUUGAGUAGUACUUAUGAUCAGUGGAAGAAGGGCAGUACUCCGGUGUACCUGGCAACAGUCCGAAGCAUCCCCCUCACACGCAGCCAGGCGACGCACCUUAGCAUAGAAAUAGGCGAUGAAUCCAAAUACCUGGACUACACUAAUGGUGCUCUGACUGCCAACAGAGAAUACAAAUUUGCUACUGUGUUGUUUACCGACCUGAAGACUGAUAACAGCUUAAUAAUUAUCAGUCGGUCACUGGCGUCAGUAACACCUUUCUUGGGUGUUGUACUCCCAAGCGACCCAGCUGUCACUGCCAUUGCUAUCGGAGCAACACUGGGAAUCUUCUUUGUUCUCUUCAUCAUCCUCAUCGGCUUCAUUAUCUACUGGAGAAGGUUGUCCGACAAGGAAUCAUCAGACAUCCAGAUUCAUGCCAUGAGGGCUAAAGUGAGUGUGGCUGUGAGGGUGGAGGACUACGAGGCUUACUACAGGAAGCAGAAGGCCGAUUCCAACUGUGGCUUUGCUGAGGAGUUUGAGGACCUGAAGCUCGUUGGUACGGGUCAGUCGAAAACAAACGCUCUGACUUUGGAGAACAAGCCCAAGAACCGCUACAACAACGUGCUUCCCUAUGACUCUUCUAGGGUGAAACUCUCUAUUAUCCAUGGGAAUCCCUAUGACGACUACGUCAAUGCUAACUACAUGCCGGGUUACAACUCCAGGAAGGAAUUUAUUGCAGCUCAGGGUCCGCUGCCCACCACAGUCAACGAGUUCUGGAGGAUGAUCUGGGAGAAGAAUGUACAGACUUUGGUCAUGCUGACACGCUGUAACGAGCAGGGACGAGUUAAAUGUGAGCAAUACUGGGAGACUGGCACCAAGAUCUACGAAGACAUAAACGUGACGACGACCUCUGAAAUACCUCUUGAAGACUGGACCAUCAGGGACUUUGAUAUUAAAAACGUGAAAACAGCGGAGACCCGUGCGGUGCGUCACUUCCACUUCACAGCCUGGCCGGAUCACGGAGUACCAGAGACCACCGAGCUCCUCAUCAGCUUCAGGCAUUUGGUCAGAGAACACAUGAACCAGUACUCCAGACACUCUCCUACUGUGGUCCACUGCAGUGCCGGUGUUGGACGUACAGGCACCUUCAUCGCCAUCGACCGUUUGCUCUUCCAGAUCGAGAGGGAAAACAUAGUGGACGUGUACGGCAUCGUCCACGACCUGCGCAUGCACCGGCCCCUCAUGGUGCAGACAGAGGAUCAGUACGUGUUCCUGAACCAGUGCGCCAUGGACAUCAUCAGAUCAAGAACUGGAACCAACGUGGAUCUAAUCUACCAAAACACCGCUGCGCUCUCUAUUUACGAGAAUGUACAACCGAAGAAGGGUUAUGGCAAAAACGGGUUCAACAAAGCAUAACCUGACUCUUCUACGUCACCGUUCGCUCCGAACAUGAAACUGUGCAGACACUCGUAAAGGAAACGCCUUUAUCGGAUAGUGCUGUGUUUAUUUUUUUAUUCCCGUCACACUUUUUCUUAAGAAUCUUGUAGCUUUUCUAGUUUCUGGUAUUUAUUUGUUAAAAAGUGGACGUUUGUUGAAGGAGGAGAGUUUAUAUAACAGGAGACUAGUAAUCACUGACCAAAGAUAUUUGGAUUCUUUCUUAUUAACGCAGAUCUUUUUGUAUUGCUCAGCUGUUUGUUGUCUCUAUAGUUCUAUAGCUUGUUUUUCUACUGUAUGUGACUCACUGAUAAUACGUGUUUUUCUCAGGUAAUAUGUUGAUGAUGCUGUAUAGGUAUUAUUACAGACACAACGAUGAAUCUGUAAUUAAUUGAACCCUUGAAAUUGCUUUGUACAAAACAACAUGCUGGUAUAAAUACUGUGUGCCUUUUUCCACAGCCCAUAUGCUUUAAUACCAAUAGGUGGCACUGCUCACUCCUUACAUUAUCUUGUUAUAGGAGCCUCCAGAUGAAACUUCUCAGUUUGCCAUCUUUUAUCGGCACAUAUUCUGGCCAGUUAUGUAUUUUUUUGCACCUCUUAAGCCCCAUUUGAACUGUGCAAUGUCUUUUAAUGAAGGAUUUUUGUCGUUUGUUGUCGAGAAUUUUAUAUUUGUUUGCACUGUAGUGAAUAUUGCACUGGAUGCAUUUGUCAUUCUACACUGUCCUCUUUUUUUUUUGUGUCAUCGAUUAUAUUUUGGCCAGUGCUUUGUGAAACUGUUGACGAAGACAUUUUUGUUAUUCGACCCACAUUUGAUUGUUUCAGUUUUACUUUGAUUAUUUUCUUACAGUUAAAAAGAUGGGCCAGGUUAAACAAAAGCUCAGGAACUCAGACAAUGAAAAUGAACAUUUUAACAGGCGGUGAGGUGUCAGAAAAUCCCAUAUGGCACCGGUGUGUAGGACACAUCUAUUGUUUUUUUGUUUAUUGUUAAUGUCCUUCUUCUCUACCUUGACAUUCCUCGAAGAAACAAGGAUGUUACGUCCCUUCCUGCUGCACGUACGGACAUUUCCUGUGAUGUUAAAAUCACUUUUAUUUUCAGCUUUUUAAAAGGGCACAGUCUUCCACUAGGGCAGGUACGUUUGUUAAAGACAAUUCAUGUGCAGAGUCGGCUGUAGAUAUUUUUAGGGCUAUGUUUUAUUAUUAUUGUAUCAUAAUGUACUUAAUGAAUGAAAGCACUUGUGUUUUAAUGACGACCAUGACAGCGAAAAGUCACACAGUUUUAGGAAUGUUUUUUGAAAUGCUUUAUGAGAUGCUUGCGGGUACAACGCCAUGAUGCAAAAAGAAGGAAUGAGGAACGUUAAAUAUUUGUGUAUCCUUCGAUCUGUACAACAAAAAUUGGAUUAAAGAUGUUAUGAGAGUUUACCUCA